GUCUCCUCUUGUCGGGCUCUUUUCGGGACCAACAUCAUGGGGGGAUGGGAAGCGCUCCGGCAGUUUAAAUUGCUCACAUGGCUCAGAGAGGAGAGACAGUCGAGGAAACUGAUUCUCUUCAUUGUCUCCGUCGCCCUGCUGCUGGACAACAUGCUGCUCACUGUGGUCGUUCCCAUCAUUCCCAGCUACCUCUACCACCUGGAUGAGAUGACAGACCCGGUGUCGCAGAACAACACCACGCUACAGCAGGGUCCUCAGGGAGCCUUCCACAGUAUUGUGUCUUUAUAUGACAACACUGUGAGGUUGCCUGGCUCCAACGCCACAACCAGGUCCCCUGGUCUGAUCCCUACGACCACCGCGGCUACAGAGCUGCCACGGAACUCCUCCGACUGCCCCAAGGCCAACAGCAGGCUGCUCAAUGAGAAUGUCAAAGUAGGAAUGCUGUUUGCCUCCAAGGCCACCGUACAACUCAUCACCAACCCCUUCAUAGGGCCUCUCACUAACAGAAUAGGAUACCAAAUUCCAAUAUUCAUUGGUUUCUGUAUCAUGUUCCUUUCCACUAUCAUGUUUGCUUUCUCAUCGAGCUACGCUCUGCUGUUUCUGGCCAGAUCGCUUCAAGGGGUGGGCUCCUCCUGCUCCUCUGUAGCAGGGAUGGGAAUGCUUGCUAGUGUUUACACAAAUGAUGAGGAGAGAGGUAAUGCCAUUGGUGUCGCUUUGGGAGGGCUCGCACUGGGAGUGUUAGUGGGACCCCCAUUCGGCAGUGUGAUGUACGAGUUUGUUGGGAAGACUGCUCCAUUCCUUAUUCUGGCUUUCCUGGCUCUAUUUGAUGGAGCCCUGCAGCUCAUUGUUCUUCAGCCCACCAAGGUGGAACCAGAGAGUCAGAAGGGGACCUCGCUGCUGACACUGAUGAAGGAUCCAUACAUUGUAAUCGCAGCUGGUGCCAUUUGUUUUGGAAAUAUGGCCAUAGCCAUGUUGGAGCCGACACUGCCAAUCUGGAUGAUGGAGACCAUGUGCUCCAAGAAAUGGCAGCUAGGCGUCGCUUUCUUACCAGCGUCCAUCUCCUAUCUUAUUGGAACAUACAUCUUCAGCAAGUUGGCGCACAAGAUGGGGAGAUGGCUCUGUGCUCUCAUUGGAAUGGUAUUGGUUGGAAUCAGUGUAAUAUGUGUUCCAUUAGCCAGUAACAUCUACGGUCUGAUUCUUCCAAACUUUGGUGUUGGCUUUGCUAUUGGCAUGGUGGACUCCUCAAUGAUGCCUAUAAUGGGUUACCUGGUGGACCUGCGACAUGUGUCGGUGUAUGGAAGUGUGUAUGCCAUUGCUGAUGUUGCGUUCUGCAUGGGAUUUGCUUUAGGUCCAUCUAUUGGAGGGUCCAUUGCUGAGAGCAUCGGCUUCCCCUGGCUGAUGACCAUUAUUGGAGUAGUGGAUAUACUCUUCGCUCCACUUUGCAUCUUUCUCAGGAAUCCACCGGGACAAGAAGAGAAAAUUGCAAUUUUGUCGGACACCAACUGUUCCAUGAAGACGAUGUCCUACUCCACACAAGGGACGCAUUGUCAGGGGGAAAACAUGGAUCCAGAAUAUGACGAUUAUGAUUAACAGCGACACCAGUAUUGCAGGUUAUAAUCCUUCAGAGGAUCUAUUUUGUUGUACAAAAAAAGGGAACACAGAAGAAAAAAAAAAUUGCAAUUAAACAACAGCCAAGAUAUUUCUAUGUGAAUGUCCUGCGUUCAGUCUUCACUGUUUAGUGUCUUCUUAGCAGUCGUACUGGAGCAAACCAAAGUUGUUCUUGAUCUGUGGUUGCAAGUGCAUUGUGUGAGAGAUAUUUUUUUAGCCAACAGCCUUAUUCAAUAGAGACAUGUGUCAUAAAGCACUUUUUAGACAGUAGGAGGGUGCUGAGCAGCAAGAGUGUGGUGUGCAGUUUGGUGGUAUUUUGGGUAAUUGUGUGGUAUGUCAACAAACUGUUUGUGUAACCUCCAUAGAGAUGUGUUGGCCUGGUCUAUGGUCCUUUGUUUGCAUUGAUAUGCUUAAGAGUCCUCGGAGCCAGCCGUGUUGGGAAGUCAACCCAUUUCAGCUGCUAGAGAAAAAGAUUGAGAAAUACGUCCUGAAAAAAAAGAAUACAAACAGAGAGAGAUGAUAUCAUUGUAUAAAAGAGAAAGCUCUGAGAGUACGAUAAAUUUAAGCCACUGUUCAUAAUGUGCACCAACAUGUUCAUUUUAUCAUGACAAUGUCCUCAGCGU
This is a messenger RNA of Platichthys flesus (European flounder), 2231 nucleotides long. It is a transcript of the gene slc18a2, whose product is annotated as solute carrier family 18 member 2. Gene Ontology annotation, biological process: xenobiotic transport; aminergic neurotransmitter loading into synaptic vesicle; transmembrane transport. Gene Ontology annotation, cellular component: terminal bouton; synaptic vesicle membrane. Gene Ontology annotation, molecular function: serotonin:sodium:chloride symporter activity; xenobiotic transmembrane transporter activity. The record is from RefSeq and is a predicted model, not a curated record. The coding region runs from base 37 to 1590 and encodes 517 amino acids. Lineage: Eukaryota; Metazoa; Chordata; Actinopteri; Pleuronectiformes; Pleuronectidae. The transcript is spliced from 15 exons.